Molecule: messenger RNA, 6656 nt
Organism: Paramecium pentaurelia
Lineage: Eukaryota; Ciliophora; Oligohymenophorea; Peniculida; Parameciidae
Source: the annotation of a GenBank genome assembly
AUGUCAAUUUUAAUGCUAGAUAUAAAAUAAGUUAAGGACGCAUAAAAAAUCAUUGAUCAUCUUAAGUCAUACAAUAAAGAUUGGAGAAAAUUAUAAGAAGACAUUAAAAAGGAAAUUUUCAAUUAAAUAUAGAUUGAAUGUCAAUAGGAAAGAUAAUAAGUAUAAUGGAAUCCAUUAGACUUGAUGAAGUUGAAAAAUAAGUUAUCAUAAUCAUUUAAAAACAAUGAGGAAAUUAAUUUUCUUCUUUAACAUAUAUAAAAAAAGUAAAGCUAAGAAAUUCUAAAUUAGAUUUUAUGUUCUGAAUUUAAUUCACUUAGUGAAUGUUUAUAAUUAAUUUCAAAAAUUACAAAUAAAAAAUAACCUUUUUAAACUAAAGGGAUAUUACAAAUGGAUGAAAUUAAAAUAGAUAUAUCUAUUAAGGAGAAUUAAUAAAUAAAAGAUUUGUUUUCUAAAUUUCAAUCCUUAAACAAAAGAAGUAACGAUCAAAUCAAUUAAUAACUUGAAUAAUUAUACAAUUCCUUAGAAUAACAACAAUAAAAUUUUUAAGUUUCUGAUUUUAAUUCAUCUCCGUAAUUGGAAUAUGAAGAUCUAUUAUACUUGUGUAAAAAUGUAAAUCAGCAUUUCUCUUAUUAUCCAAGACCUGUUUAAUUAUUAUCUGUUAUAGAAUUAUAUAAUCAUUAAGAUAAAAAGGGUCGUUUAGCAUAGAUAAAUACGGGGGAAGGAAAAACUCUAAUUGUAGCAAUGCUAGCCAUUCUAUUGUGUAAAAAGAAAAAAUUAAAUGUCGACAUUGUAACUAGCUCUCCAGUCUUGGCGAUUAGGGAUGCUAAAGAUUUAGCUCCAUUUUAUCAAUUAUUUUCAGUAUCGGUAGCUCAUAAUAUAAAUGAGUAACCAAGCAACUUAGAAGAGAUGCUUCCAUGUUAUAAAUCUCAAGUCAUAUAUGGAGAUCCUCAUAGUUUCCAAGCUGAUAUACUUAGACAUAAAUAUUCAGAAUUAGGAACGAUGGGAGACAGACAAUAAGGGUAUAUCAUAAUAGAUGAAGUUGAUGCUAUGCUUAUUGAUGGAAAUAGCCAUAAGACUUUAUUAAGCACACCAAUUCCAGGAAUGCUUGACUUAACCAAAAUACUUAGAUUGAUUUGGGAUGAAAUUUGUAAAUCAGAGCCAAAUCUAUCAACAGAUAGAAAAGUUAUGAUAAUAGACGGAAAAGAUUAUUAUUGUAUUGAUUUAAUAGAUUAUGUUUAAAAAGCUUUGGAUAUUUAAAUAAAGGAAGCCUUAUAAAAUUAAAUACCUGCCUUUCGAUUAAAUUAUAUCAACUUUAUGAAGAAAUGUUGGAUUGAAAAUGCUGUAAUGGCUAAAUAUGAUUACUACGAAAAUUAAAAUUAUCUUAUUGAUAAUAACAAUGUUCGAAUUAUUGAUUAUUAAAAUACAGGAGUUGUCCAUAAGAAUAAUACAUAAUGGUAGAAAGGAUUACAUUAAUUUAUUUAAUUGAAACAUGGUCUUUCUAUUACUCCAUUAAGAAUUAGCACUAAGUUAUUGUCUAAUGUUGGUUUCUUUAACAGAUAUAAGCAUUAACUUUUAGGUCUAACAGGUACAUUGGGAUCCUAAAUCACACAAAAUUUAUUAGCCAAAAAAUACAAUGUUGACUUUGUUUUCAUGCCUCCUUAUAAAUAAAGUCUCUUGAAAGUAGAGCCAGGAAUAGCAGCCUUAGGAGAGAAUGAAUGGCUUGAAGAAAUAUCAAAAGGAGUAUUGUAAUAGUUGGAGAAAAAAAGAGCUGUACUAAUUAUAAAUAGAACUAUUGAAGAUGUUCAUAAAAUUGAAGGUUAUUUAAAAAAUUACAAUAUUAAAUCUACCACUUAUGUUGACGAUAACUAAUAAAUAUCAAAAGAAAUUGGUCCAAAUCAAAUUAUUAUUGCUACAAAUUUGGCUGGAAGAGGAACAGAUUUGACUGCUAAUAAAGAAUUGGAAACUAAUGGAGGUCUGCAUGUCAUUAUGUCUUUUUUGCCUCGUAAUGUUAGAAUUUAACUUUAAGGGUUUGGUAGAGCUGGAAGAUAAGGCUAAUAGGGUACAGCCUAACUUAUAGUAAAUUUCUAAACAAAUCUAUAUCUGGGAACAUUAAAUUAAAUUAAAACACCAGAAGAUGCAAUAAGUUAUUAUAAAAAUAACUAAAAGCAAUAAAAUUAUACUUACUUAGAUGUUCUUAUAUUUUUUCGAGAUUUAAAUGAAUAAUAAUAUUCAAAUGAGAUAGAGGAAGAGAUGGAUAAAUUACAAAAUGAAGACAAAUGUUUUGAAAAGUUCUUCAAUAUUGCAAAGACUUAGGUAAAUAUUAAAACACAUAGAGCUGAAUAUCUAGCUUUGGAGGAAAAAUGGGGACUUUAUUUGGAACAAAAUUAAGAUAAAGGAAUAAAAGAAGAUGAAAUCGAAAGUGUUUUGAUUUCUAAAGAAGUGUAAAAUCCAAAACAUUUGAUAUAUUAGGGACUUUAAAAUGGAGAUUUAAAUAUUUUCAAAAGGGCAGCUGAAAUAGCUAUUUGCGAUCCUUAAGUGUAAUAUUUUAAAGGAUUAUUUGAAAUUUAAAAUGAAGAAAUAUAAAAUGGAAUAUAAUCAUUAGAGUAGGCAAAAUCAUUGUUUCAAAAUAAAAUUGAUGAUGAAAAAGGAUUUGCUACAGCUGCUAAAUUAAAUAGAAUUCAAGUAGAUUCGUUUUAAGAAAAGUAAUAAAUAAGCAAACCUUCAUAGACAAAUAUUUCAAUUUAAAAGGAAGAUUCACAAAUGAAAAAGUUUAACUUAAUAAAUGAUUCAAAAAAUCAAAAAAUAUCUGCAGUUUAAUUUUUGGAAUAAAGCAAAAUCUCAAAAGAUGCUGUUGAAUAGAAAAUAUAAAACCAUUUAAAAGUGUAUUAAAAAGCAAUAGAUAAUAUUGAUGAGCUUUUAAACACAUUAAAAAACUUCCAAUCUGAAAAAGAAGAGCUUAAUUUAAGUUGGUAACCAGUAAUUGCGAAAGAAGAAAAGGAGAACGCUGAAUCAGAGCAAUCUAUUAAAGAUUAGUAAGAGGUUAUUGAUGAUGGGCCUUUACCUUAGUUUGGGAAACUUACUAAGAUAAAAAAAGAAAAAAAAUGGGGUGAUUAUAUUGCAAUGUUUGCAAUAGGAUUAGGUUAAUUUGUUAUCGGGUGUGGAAUAUGUGCAUUUACUUGCGGAGUAGCUUUACCCAUUGGAAAAGCAUUGAUUACUGAAGGAAUUUCAGAUAUGAUAUAUUCAGUUACUGCAGCUUGGAAAGGAAUCGAUAUUGAUUGGGGAGCUUGGGGAAAAUAAAAAUCCAUUAAUAUUGCCACAUCAUUGGCUUUGGCAGGACAAGCUGGUAUUUAAGAAGCUCUUAAACUUGGUGGCUCAAUGAUUAAAUCCUUAAAGAAAAUUGGACUUUCUGAGUUUUUACAAUAAAUCCCUUCCAUUACAAUAGAAGGUUUGGAAAAAGCAGGAUUUUGGUUGACCAAUUAAGAAAAGAAAAAUUUAUAAAAUUAACAUGAAACUCUUUAAAAGAUUACAGAUUCUACAAAGAAUGUUGAUAAAACUCAAAUUCUCAAUGUCGCAAAUUAAAUCAUAUAAAAUUAAAAAAACUUAGGCCUUAUAUCUGAGUCAACAGCUUCUGAAAUUCUUCAGUUAAUUAAUUUAUGCUCCAAAUAGUCAUAAGGAACUGUUGAAGGAUUUAAUAAUAGUCUAGUUUAAGCUUCAUUAAAGUUUAUAAAGUUAUAGAUGGCCAAAGCUAAAUCUUAAAAAAAUGUCUAUGAAAUUAAAAAAGAUUUAGUGGAGAUUUGUUAAAGAGAAGGAAAUAAAAAGUAUGAUUAGGUAAAAAACGAUAUUUAAUAAUAUAAUUAAUUUAAGUAAGCUCUUAAUAAUGAAUUACAAAAAUUUUCCAAUAUUAUUUGGAAUUNGGUACAGCCUAACUUAUAGUAAAUUUCUAAACAAAUCUAUAUCUGGGAACAUUAAAUUAAAUUAAAACACCAGAAGAUGCAAUAAGUUAUUAUAAAAAUAACUAAAAGCAAUAAAAUUAUACUUACUUAGAUGUUCUUAUAUUUUUUCGAGAUUUAAAUGAAUAAUAAUAUUCAAAUGAGAUAGAGGAAGAGAUGGAUAAAUUACAAAAUGAAGACAAAUGUUUUGAAAAGUUCUUCAAUAUUGCAAAGACUUAGGUAAAUAUUAAAACACAUAGAGCUGAAUAUCUAGCUUUGGAGGAAAAAUGGGGACUUUAUUUGGAACAAAAUUAAGAUAAAGGAAUAAAAGAAGAUGAAAUCGAAAGUGUUUUGAUUUCUAAAGAAGUGUAAAAUCCAAAACAUUUGAUAUAUUAGGGACUUUAAAAUGGAGAUUUAAAUAUUUUCAAAAGGGCAGCUGAAAUAGCUAUUUGCGAUCCUUAAGUGUAAUAUUUUAAAGGAUUAUUUGAAAUUUAAAAUGAAGAAAUAUAAAAUGGAAUAUAAUCAUUAGAGUAGGCAAAAUCAUUGUUUCAAAAUAAAAUUGAUGAUGAAAAAGGAUUUGCUACAGCUGCUAAAUUAAAUAGAAUUCAAGUAGAUUCGUUUUAAGAAAAGUAAUAAAUAAGCAAACCUUCAUAGACAAAUAUUUCAAUUUAAAAGGAAGAUUCACAAAUGAAAAAGUUUAACUUAAUAAAUGAUUCAAAAAAUCAAAAAAUAUCUGCAGUUUAAUUUUUGGAAUAAAGCAAAAUCUCAAAAGAUGCUGUUGAAUAGAAAAUAUAAAACCAUUUAAAAGUGUAUUAAAAAGCAAUAGAUAAUAUUGAUGAGCUUUUAAACACAUUAAAAAACUUCCAAUCUGAAAAAGAAGAGCUUAAUUUAAGUUGGUAACCAGUAAUUGCGAAAGAAGAAAAGGAGAACGCUGAAUCAGAGCAAUCUAUUAAAGAUUAGUAAGAGGUUAUUGAUGAUGGGCCUUUACCUUAGUUUGGGAAACUUACUAAGAUAAAAAAAGAAAAAAAAUGGGGUGAUUAUAUUGCAAUGUUUGCAAUAGGAUUAGGUUAAUUUGUUAUCGGGUGUGGAAUAUGUGCAUUUACUUGCGGAGUAGCUUUACCCAUUGGAAAAGCAUUGAUUACUGAAGGAAUUUCAGAUAUGAUAUAUUCAGUUACUGCAGCUUGGAAAGGAAUCGAUAUUGAUUGGGGAGCUUGGGGAAAAUAAAAAUCCAUUAAUAUUGCCACAUCAUUGGCUUUGGCAGGACAAGCUGGUAUUUAAGAAGCUCUUAAACUUGGUGGCUCAAUGAUUAAAUCCUUAAAGAAAAUUGGACUUUCUGAGUUUUUACAAUAAAUCCCUUCCAUUACAAUAGAAGGUUUGGAAAAAGCAGGAUUUUGGUUGACCAAUUAAGAAAAGAAAAAUUUAUAAAAUUAACAUGAAACUCUUUAAAAGAUUACAGAUUCUACAAAGAAUGUUGAUAAAACUCAAAUUCUCAAUGUCGCAAAUUAAAUCAUAUAAAAUUAAAAAAACUUAGGCCUUAUAUCUGAGUCAACAGCUUCUGAAAUUCUUCAGUUAAUUAAUUUAUGCUCCAAAUAGUCAUAAGGAACUGUUGAAGGAUUUAAUAAUAGUCUAGUUUAAGCUUCAUUAAAGUUUAUAAAGUUAUAGAUGGCCAAAGCUAAAUCUUAAAAAAAUGUCUAUGAAAUUAAAAAAGAUUUGGUGGAGAUUUGUUAAAGAGAAGGAAAUAAAAAGUAUGAUUAGGUAAAAAACGAUAUUUAAUAAUAUAAUUAAUUUAAGUAAGCUCUUAAUAAUGAAUUACAAAAAUUUUCCAAUAUUAUUUGGAAUUAUUUUAAUCAAGAUUAAGAAGUCUAAAAAAAAAUUAUUUUUCUAGAUCUUUAUUAUGAAUUAUUCUGCGAUCAACAAUAAGUCUAAAAAAUGGUUACAAAUAAUAUGGUAUAGUCUCAUCUUCAAAAAUAUUUUAGUAUUCACAAUAAAACUGUUCAAAAUGCUUGUAAUUAAGUGUAAAUUUCAAACCCUCACUCUAUGAAUUAGUUUUAUUAAAUCGUUAUGAGACCUAGCAUUACUCAAACAUUGAAUGAUUUAAGACCUUAAAUACUAUAUACAGAACCAUUAGAAAUUGUAUUUUAAUAGGAGUAUUUGAAUAAGUUUCUCUCACUAUAAUAGUAGUCCAAAAUUAUGAAAAACGACUUAGAAAUUCAACAGAAGGAGCUUAAAUAUUAAUAAGAUUUGAUUACUCGCCGAAUCUAAAAGUCAAGUAGUGAAAUUAUGAGGAUUAAUUAGGUAUUAUAAUAAUGAUAUCAUUAGGCGAUCGACUAGUUUAAUUUCAAUUGGGAAUUAAUAGAACAAUUAUUGAAGGAUAUUAAAGAAAUAUAGAAUUUUUAAAAUUAGUAAUUUGUGAAGGAACUUAUUGGCAACAUGAAAAAUAAAGGGAUGAUCUAUGAUGAUGGGAUUUCAUUCUCUCCAAAAUUUUAACAAGAAUUUAAGAAUUUCUUAAUGAAAUAAAAUUUUAACAAGAGGAUGAAAGAUAUUACCCAAUAAGCUAUGGAAAGCAGCUUAAAUUUAAUUUCUAAAAUAAAUUAAACAUCAAAUAAAACACUGAAAAAUAAAUUGUUAGAAGCAAUAGAAGUUGAAAUGAUUGAUUAGGUAAAAAAAUAAAUUUUCGACUUAAGAAUGUAAAAUGCAGAUAAAAAGAUCAUAAGUAAAUUCAAUUGA